AAUGGAUUUACAUCUAAGGUUAAUAUAUAUGCUAUAUCAUCUUAAUAGAUAAAAAGCUUAAUGACCUUUGGCUACUGUAACUAGAAUACCGUGUAAAGGGAAUUAUCGUAGAAAUGGAAGGUGUGCUUGUUGAUCGUUGUAAGUCAUCUUUGUCUUAAUAGGACCUAUGGGUAAAAUCAAGAAACCAAAUUUAUUUAUUAUAAAAGUUAUUUACGUGAAUCCAGUGUAGUUAAUGAAACUCAUCCAUGCAAAAACACAUUCUCGAGGUUAUUUAUGACAAAUCAAGACAUUAGCUGAAGGGAAACAUAGAAAGGUUUACCCUACUUUUAAAGUGUACAUUCAUAAUGAAAAACGAGAAGUGUAUUUUUGUCAUUCUCGUAAUCGUACUUCCUUACAAAUGGAAGUUCUAGAUUGAUAGGAGAAAUAACUUUCUUGCAAACAUGACAAGGUUUUGAAUAAAGGUUGGAAUAAUCAAGAAGUAGAGGCUAACAUUCGUUAGUAAGGAUCAGAUUGUUCUGUAAAGAGACAUACAAGAAGAUGAAACAAGGGCAUUUCGAGGUCAUUAUACCGAUUAAUAGAGAACAUUAUCGGUUGAAAUUUACCAAAUAUACAAGAAGCCUUAUAAUCACCAUUGGAUUGUAAGCGAACGUGAAACUUUAGUCCAAUGGAAAUUUCCAGCAUAAAAGAGUCUGUUUUUAAAUCAGAGAUAGAUGAAUUCGUGGAAGAAAUACUGCUUUUAAAAUUAUUGAGUACAUCUUCCAACUUCUCAGGGACUUUGGAAUUUUGACGAGUCUCCUCUUGUUUUUUGUCUUCUACGCUUUCUAUUUCUUCUGUAGUCCCUAAGGUUUUGUUACUGUCACGCUGUUGCGGAGGAUAAGUUGGCAUUAGCGGUCCCUGAUUAUUUGCAUAAGAUUCGGUGACAUAUUGAAAUAGUGCUAUUAUGUUAAUUAGAAAGACUGUAACAGAAAGUAAAAUCUCAUACACUGAUGAUACGCCAAAUCGUUCUUAAGUCCUUCAACACUGGCAAUAGCUUCUUGAGCUUUAUGCUGGAAUUUUUGACCUACAUACUAGUUAACAUCCCAACGGUUCAGGAGAACAUGAAGAAGAACGAGGUUAACAACACCUGUCCGAACAUCUUGUUCCUGGUAAAUACUUACUCGUGCCUAUUUCUGGACGUAGUAAUUUCAGUAAGGCUGGACAAGUAGUCCGUAACUCUGCUAGCUUUAAGAGUCGUUAGUAAGCUCAUGGUAUUUAUCACGGGCUUCUUUUACCUUCAGGUAAAGUUGGUUAACUGUAUCCAACUUGUCUAGUAGAGCCUGCUUCUGUUUUUCGUGCUCCAUGUAACCUGCUACCUUAUUUUUUAAAUAAUAUUCUUAACUAACAAGGCAUGUGGAAAAUUUAAUUUAUUGAAGAUUCAAUAACAAAAAGGUUUUGGAGUUUAUAAAGUGGAGUUUUAUUCUUCGCGGACACUACAUGUAAGCAGUGGUGUUUUCAUCUCUCUUCAACAGUCAAGGUCGUACACAGAGACCAACUUACAAACUUACGAAUAUUCCUGCCUUUUUGUGAUCUUAAUUUCUUUCUAAUCUAUUUUUUUUUCGAAGAAAGUUGAAUAAUAAGGCUACAUUAUCAUGAGCACUGAGUCAAGCCAAGAAUCAGCUUCACCUAGAAAUGUGUCUCCUAUUGACAGAGAGAGUAUUCAGUCAGCGAGAGAGACAUUGAGAAGUCUUUCUGAAAUUUUGACAGAAAACAGCACUCUCCCAGUCGGAAUUUCAAGCAUACGAGUGGCAGGAGCAUACAAUACUCGCGCAGGUUUUCUUCAGAAGGCAUUACAAUCAUGUGUUGAUCCAUCUGCGAAAACCAUAAAGAGUCGGCCACUAUUGGAUACGCUCAACAAUAUUCAAGAAACAACGGGGAAGCUAAUGGCUUUUGGUAUUUAUGAAAGUGCCAAUAUUAAAAUUGAUCGUGCUUCGUCUGCUGUUUCCGGGGAAAACGAUUUGGACGUCAUUAUUCAAGUGAAAGAAAAGCCUCGACUAUUCUUUGAGACAGGAACUGAUGUAGGUAAUGUUGAAGGGAAUGUCCAUGCAAACGUUUUGGCUAGAAAUUUGUUUGGCGGUGCAGAGUUUCUUUCUGGAAAUGUCUCAUACGGUACUAGAAACCGUGCUACAAUGUCAGCUAAGUUUGAAACUCCCGUAAAUGCAAGCCCAGCUACUCGCUUACGUGUUCUCGGUUAUAGCAACGUUCGUGAUAAUAAAGCCAUCUCAAGUCAUGAAUUGAUUACCAGAGGUUUGUCAGUAAGUUUACAGCAUCAAGAUCGUUUUCAUGGUCUACAUGAGCUUUCCCAAAAUUUCUUUUGGAGACAAGUUACUCGUUUGAGUGAAUUUGCUUCUCCUAGUAUACGGUUACAAGCCGGUGAUACCAUUAAACAAUCCCUUGCCUAUUCUUAUGUUAUGGAUACACGGGACCAUCCAACCCUUCCGUCAAGAGGUAACUAUGUCCGCGCUUUGAUGGAACUCGCUGGACUAGGACCAGUUACUGGAGAUGCAAGAUUUCUUAAAUCUGAACUUUGGCAUCAGUAUGCUGUUUCCUUAAACCGUGCACAAUCUGUUACUCUUGCUGUUUCUAGUCGCUUGGGUGCUAUCAAACCAUUAGAUGAAUCACCCAUUCUUUUAUGUGAUCGUUUCACAUUGGGCGGAUCUACUAGUCUGAGAGGGUUUUCUGAAGACCGCCUGGGACCAAAGGAUGGUAAAGAUUCCCUCGGUGGUUCCGCCUAUUUGGCCCUCUCUACAAGUUUGUUAUUUCCUUUGCCUAAAUUGGAUGCUUCCAAACCUUUCCGAAUGCAGGUUUUCGCUAAUGCUGGUGGUUUAACUAACUUAGAUGCUCGAAACCCGUUGAACACAUACAAAUCGAUUAUGAUGCGUCCUUGCGUAUCAACAGGUUUGGGCCUUGUUUAUGCAUCCCCCGCUGCUCGUUUUGAAUUGAACUUCACAAUCCCCAUUGCGGUCACUGGUGGUGAUGUAGGUCGUAAAGGUCUUCAACUAGGAGCCGGCAUCGAGUUUAUGUAAUCUAAUAUGUUUGAUAACCGAGUGGAAGCAAACAUUGUCUUAUAACAAAUUCAGAAAAGAAACUGUACUUGAUCUUUUUUUCUUUUGAAGAAUGCAUGAGAAAUUGACGAAGAGUGCAUGAGUCACUGUCGUGUUUACCAAAUGAGAGAAAUAUCGAUAUUCAAAUAACCAACUUGAUACAUGCCUUUUAUAAUUAUUCAUACAUGCUGCUAUGAGGCAUAAUAAAAUGGAAUAAUACAAAUGCAACAGUGAACUGCAAUUUCUUCUUAUGUCGUUGGUUUUUAAAUAUAAUUAUCUCUUUGAAUGCUAUUCUAAAUUUAUUGAUCUUUCCCCCCUUUUUAAUAACUCCUCCCUUCUCUUUAAUUCGCAGGUACUGAUCUCUAUGAGUUGUCUUAGUCUUUUGAGAAUCUACCAUUCUGCACAAAUAGAAAACAAACCAUGAAGCAAAUUGUUUCUUUGUAAGUUUGUUACAUCCUAAUUCUUAUUAAUAUUGGCUUUACAUCCUUACUUAUAAGCAUAAGAGAUUAUGGGAAAACAAUGCUAUGGAAAGUAGCUUAAGUGUAAAGUUGGUAAUGAAGAAGGAUGAUGAUGGUGAUGGUGAUCUGAAUAUAUACUUACUACUAUCGUAUGAUACAAGUACGAACUUUACAGACGUGUAGAAAUGGAGAAAAAAAAAAGAAAAAAGAAAUCAUUAUCGUACUCAUUGCAUUAAUAGUCAUACAGGAAGAAAAAAGCUAGUGACAAGCGAACACGCAUUAAUCCAAGACACGAGAGAUGUUACGUUCCUUGUACGUAGCAGUCUUUUGUGUGUGAUCAUUCUGAAUUUCGUAGCGGGUUUCUUCACCACCAGCGUCAUCCUUGACACUUAGGAUGGUACCAGUAGAAGUACUAGUUCCGCUAGCACCACCAAUCUAAAUCGAAAUUAUGUUAGAUUUAUAAUGUAUUAAAAGCAUUCACCGGCUAUAGUACAAUGACAGCUUUCAUGUUUUACAUGAACGAAGCAGGCAUCGUAUCGUCUUAAGUGAACAUUGUGAUGAUCACAUUUACUUACAGGAUGGUAUUCAACUUUGUUUCCCUUUUGAUAUUUGGUCAUGUUUGAUAAUUUGGAAUCGUAGACUCAAUAAUCAGAUACCGAACAGGCCGUUCGUCCAGCCUUUUUAUAUUUUAAUCGUGGCAAGUACAUCACUUGUGCGAUUUAUUGCAUAAACAUACUAUUAUUCUUUUGUGACGAAAGUGUAAGUGCUCAUUCCUCCAACGUAAUCUCAAUAUUCGUAAAGACGGAAAUGAAAUUAUAGACCUAGCUUGCGAAAGAAUGAUAUUAUA
Molecule: messenger RNA, 4385 nt
Organism: Schizosaccharomyces octosporus yFS286
Lineage: Eukaryota; Fungi; Ascomycota; Schizosaccharomycetes; Schizosaccharomycetales; Schizosaccharomycetaceae
Product: SAM complex subunit Sam50
Exons: 2
Coding region: 1629-3062 (477 amino acids)
Biological process (GO): protein insertion into mitochondrial outer membrane
Cellular component (GO): outer membrane; SAM complex
Source: RefSeq, a predicted model, not a curated record